Messenger RNA from Cynara cardunculus var. scolymus (artichoke), 2640 nucleotides. RefSeq lists its product as uncharacterized. The transcript has a single exon. The coding region runs from base 1 to 2640 and encodes 879 amino acids. NCBI's taxonomy places the organism in Eukaryota, Viridiplantae, Streptophyta, Magnoliopsida, Asterales, Asteraceae. The record is from RefSeq and is a predicted model, not a curated record.
AUGGCGAAUCCCGAACGUACUUUAAGGGAAUGGGCAGCACCCAACGUCCCCGAGCAACCUCUUUGCAUCACUUAUCCGCCGGAAGAGGUAAGUGUUGAACUUAAAAUUGGUUUAAUACACUUACUACAUCGUUUUCAUGGUUUAGCUAACGAAGACCCGUACAAGCAUAUGACCGAGUUCCACAUGGUGGGCUUGGGGAUGAAGCCGCAAGGCACGACGGUGGAGAAUCUCAAGCUGAAGGCAUUUCCAUUCUCCCUAGUUGACGCAGCUAGGGAGUGGCUUUUCUACUUACCACCGGGAUCCAUCACCACUUGGGCGCAAAUGGCGAGAGCAUUCCUCGACAAGUAUUUUCCUGCAUCCAAAGCCGCCGGGCUUAGAAGAAAGAUAUGUGGGAUCAAGCAGAAGGACAUGGAGUCUUUAUACGAGUAUUGGGAGCGCUUCAAGCGCCUUUGUGUAAGUUGUCCUCAACAUGGUAUUUCUGAUGAAUUACUAAUUCAAUAUUUUUAUGAAGGUUUGCUCCCGAUGGAAAGAAAGAUGAUGGAUGCUGCGAGCGGAGGAGUUAUAGUGAACAAUACGCCAACACAAGCAAGGACCUUGAUAGACAUCAUGGCGGAAAACUCCAAGCAAUUUGGAGUACGGAGUGACAUAGGUCGAGGCGCUAGUGAAGUACAUGUUAAAUCUUUAGAGACUAAAAUAACUGAUUUGACUAACCUUGUGAAACAACUUGCCAUGGGUAAUAUGUCUCAAGUCAAAGCAUGCGGAUUUUGCUCAUCAGUGGCACAUCCCACCGAUGCAUGCCCGACUUUACAUGAAGAAGAAGAGCAAGUGAAUGCCAUUGGGGGUGGCAAUUUUCAAAACUCAAACAACCGGGCUCCCGACCCUUUCUCGAGCACAUACAACCCCGGUUGGAGGCAACAUCCAAAUCUAAGCUACGCCCCGAGGCAAGGACAAGGACAAGGGCAGCAAUUUCAGCAAAGAGCUUCAUUCCAGCCGCCUCAGCAGUUUCAACCUCAACAAUUCCAAGCACCGCCGGGCUUUCAGCAACAACAUCAAUCGAAGGCACCAUUUCAGCCGAGUGCCCAACAUCAACAUCAAGUGUCACCUCAAGCUCCUAGUGGCUCAGGUACGUCAUUAGAGGAUUUAGUUAAGUCUAUGGCUGCUAACAUGGUGAAAUUUCAACAGGAAACUCAAGCGAGCAUUCAAGACCUUCAGGCCACCAUUGGCCAAUUAGCAAACAAGGGUAAGUUGCCAUCUCAAACAGAGACGAAUCCGAAGGCAAAUGUGAGUGCUGUCACUUUGAGAAGCGGAAAGGAGCUUCAAGAGGUUGGAAAGAAGAAGAAGGAAAAGGUUCAUGAGGAAGAAGAAGAGUUAGAGGUCAAGACAUCCACUUCGGGUGCAAAGGAUGUCAAAGAAGAGGAGUUAAAGAAGAAGACACCCGAAGURAUAGUUCAAGCACCGCCAUUCCCGAGCCGAUUCGAGAAGACAAAGCGGGAGAGUGAAGAGAAAGAGAUUCUUGACACAUUUCGGARAGUUCAGGUAAACAUCCCUUUAUUAGAUGCAAUUAAUCAAGUUCCUAGAUAUGCUAARUUUUUGAAAGAGCUUUGUACUAAUAAAAGGAAACUAAAGGGUAAUGAAAAGAUAAGCAUGAGUCAAAAUGUGUCCGCUGUUUUGCAAAGACAGUUACCACCCAAGUGUAAAGACUCGGGCAUGUUUACCAUACCAUGUAAGGUAGGCAAUGUCUCGGUAAAUCAAGCCAUGUUGGACUUAGGGGCAUCAAUUAAUGUUAUGCCAUAUGCCAUCUACUCAUCUUUGGAUGUAGGGCCCCUUAAGCCAACCGGUGUGGUAAUUCAAUUAGCGAAUAGGUCUAUUGUCUACCCUAAAGAGGUAUUAGAGGAUGUGUUAGUUCAAGUGAAUGAACUGGUCUUUCCGGCAGAUUUUUAUGUUAUAGAUAUGGAGGAGAAAAAUGCCUCCAAGACCGGUAUGCUUGUGCUAGGUAGACCAUUUCUGAAAACUUCAAAGACUAAGAUAGACGUUCAUAGUGGUAGUUUGACAAUGGAAUUCGAUGGCGAAAUAAUUAAAUUUAACAUAUAUGAUGCCAUGCGAUAUCCGAGUGAUGUUUCGUCUUUAUGCUUUGUUGAUAUUAUCGAGUCUUUAUCUGAUACUAUGUUUGAUCUAUCUAAUGAGGAUGUGUUAAAAGUGAUUCUAGAUAGGGACUUAACAAAUGAAAGUUUGAAGAAGCUUGCCCAAGAGUACAAGCUUGAUGAUGAUUAUGCAGAAUUGGUGUCUUGGAUGGAGAAAGGGCGAGUACAAAAGCCAAGGUAUGAAGUCUCUAAARUAGAUUUGCCUAUAUCUCACACUAGACUUUUGCCUUCUGUUGAACAGGCACCCGAGCUAGAAUUGAAGACACUACCACACCAUCUGAAGUACACCUAUUUGGGAGAUAAAGAGACCCUUCCGGUGAUCAUAUCCGCCACACUGUCACCAAAGGAGGAAGGAGAGCUUGUAGAUGUUUURAAGGAGCACAAGAGGGCGAUUGGAUGGACCAUCGCCGACAUCAAGGGCCUCAGUCCCUCACUUUGCCAGCACAAGAUACUAUUAGAGGACGAGUACAAGCCAUUCAGAGAGCUCAAAGGAGGUUGA